UCUUGUUGGAAAUGUUUUAUAAAAUAUGAAGUAUAGCAGAAAAAUAAAACAUAUGUACAUAUGAUUAGUAAAAAAAAAAUAUACGUUUUUGCUGUAUGCGGUGCAUUAACCACGAUUUUAUAUUAUAUUGCAAAUAUAGUUUUUUUAUGCAAAAUAUAUGAAAAUGAAAUAGAAAAUAAUUUUAAUGUCGACAUUGAAAAGAUUAUUAGAGAAUAUGUCGGCGUUUUAGAACCGCAAUUUUUGAAUGUCAAUCCUAGAUUUAGUAAAUUGCGUUUGAAACUUAUAACUAACUUUAAAUAUAGUGAUUAUAAUCAUUCCAUUUGGGAUGUUCCAAAGAACUGGAUAUCUUAUAAACAUGGCUUGUAUAAUCCUGACGAUUCUUCCAUUGGAAAACUCUUGAAAGCUUUAAAAUUUGAACCCAUUUUAAAAGUUUCAAAUGCCUUAAAAGGCACUCAACUUAAACUGCUACUCCAUUUGAAUUCGUCACAAAAAGUCUUGUUUAAACCACAAUGGUAUUCGAAAGAAACUGUUAUUGAAGGUCCAGUUUAUAGUGGUAAGGACCGACAUAGUGCAGAAAUAUACUCUUUUUAUUUAGGAGCAGUUUUAAAUAUUUCGUGGAUGCCCUUAGUGGUUGGUCGUAAAAUCAAUUUACAAGAGGUAUACCAAAAGGGCGAUUUACUUUUAAAAAAAACUAUGUUUAUCAAAGCUACCGGGGAAUAUUGCCUUUUUGGAAAAUGUUAUUACUGUAGGAAAGAAGAAUACAUUUGUGGUGACAAUGAUAACUUGAUUGAGGGUGCUGCAAUUCUUAUAAUUCCUGGAAUCUUAAAGAAAGUUAGAUCUCCUUGGCAAAGAACUUAUAAAAACCAUUUGAAAGCUAAAUGGGAAGAAAACAAGGACUAUUGCAAGUCUUUAAAAAAAGGUAUCGACCACGAAAAAUUAUUGGAUUAUGUUGAUUUAUCAAUUUUCGAUUUUCUUAUUCAAAAUGGAGAUCGACAUCACUAUGAGAUCAUGAAAGGAAACAUUAUAUUUCUAGAUAAUGGAAAAUCUUUUGGAAAUCCAAAUAAAGUAUUUUUUGACAUUUUGGCUCCCUUAUAUCAGUGCUGCUUAAUAAGAAAUACUACUUGGAAUAACCUUCAAAUUGUUUCUGGAGGUACAUUAACAAGUUUAGUGGAUGAAAUUUUAAAAAGUAACGAGCAAACAGAAAUUAUUACUGAAUAUAAUAAACGAGCUGUGGAACAAAGAUUGUUAUUUAUUUAUGCAGCUGUUAAUUAUUGCAUAAAAAAAUUUGGCGUGGAAUCGGUAUUUACAACUUGUUAAUUAAACGAAAAAAAAUGUAUAGUAUUACUUAUAAAAUAUUUAAUUAUCUAAGGAGAAAAAAAAUAUGAUAACAAAGCUGUCCAAAUAACGUCUUCCACAAUAAAUCGUUACAUUUUUUUACUGAA
Molecule: messenger RNA, 1442 nt
Organism: Condylostylus longicornis
Lineage: Eukaryota; Metazoa; Arthropoda; Insecta; Diptera; Dolichopodidae
Product: glycosaminoglycan xylosylkinase homolog
Exons: 6
Coding region: 61-1317 (418 amino acids)
Biological process (GO): protein phosphorylation
Cellular component (GO): Golgi apparatus
Molecular function (GO): phosphotransferase activity, alcohol group as acceptor
Source: RefSeq, a predicted model, not a curated record